UUAGCCAAGUAAUGAAGAAUUGUUGCGAAGUGAAGUGUUAAAAGGCGGAAUAGCUUUAUUUCGUUUUAAUUUCAUGAGCAUUUAUUAUUUAUCAUUAAUAUCAUCACCAAAGUAUGAUGUCAACAACAGAAGGGGAAUUAGAUAUCGAAGUUUCCAAUGAAAGAGAGGAAGGGGAGUUGGAGGAUUCGGACCUAGAAGGUGGCACGUAUAUCCCCCUCGAACGGCCGGAGGCGUUCAACCCGCCUUCGUUAGUGCAUAUGCAAAUACAGGAUGAACAAAGCGAUGAAGAAUCAAGGGAAUCGUCAGCCACAGAAUCUGAUGAUGAGCGGCAGCAGCGACCAAAGCGACUUAAAAUGCGCCCAAAACGGCCACAGGCACAGGGACAGUCGGAUAAGAAGAAUAAAUAUAAUAUUUGGUGUACAACCUUACAGGAAGACAUUCUGACAGAGGAUAUGGUUAGCUGUGGUGUUACAAAGAAAAAUACAUAUGGUGUGGAAUCUUAUGAUUAUACUAUUAAAUAUAGAUUAGAUGAUAGUUAUGUAUCUAAAAAAGUAUUUAAUAACAGCAAUGACAAUCUUGAACGCUCAUCAAAUAAGCGGAGUAACACAGACAGGGGUAAUGCUAAACUGAGGCUUGGCAAAAGAGUAAACAGCAAUUUAGCUAAAGAUGAAAAAUAUAAACCAAGAUAUUUACCUGAUUUGUUGGUAACAGUUGAGGAGUCUAUAGAAGUGAUUGCCAAUGACAUUGCAGAGAAAUUAUCUGAAGAAAAAAAGGAUUUAGUAGUUAGAAUAGUGCAAGUAAUAGGUGCCCAUAAAGCAGUAGAGUUAUAUAAGGAAACACAAAGGGUUGAGGCAGAUGGUGGCAUGCUUGUUGUGAAUGGUGCCAGACGAAGGACACCAGGCGGUAUCUACUUCUUUCUACUAAAACGUGAUGUAGAUGUAUCCCAGGAAAUGAUAAAUCAGAUCUUUAACGAAGACCGUAAAGAAACGUCACGCCGAAUAAGAAAAGCGCGGGCUAAAAGUCGACAGAAGGUCAUGGAGCAAUUAAAGCAAAGUUUAACUGAUUCGGAGUUACCAUCAUUGUUGUCACGAGGGGAGGCGACGGUUCAAUCCGAGCAUGGGUCAAAUCCGCCGCCAUCGCCAGCAACAGAUGCGCGCGACUGCUCCAGCGACACAGACGGUCACUCACACACUGACGCCACCGCCCCCUCCCCCACCCGACCACGCUCACCCCUCCCAGACCGGACUCGCCCUCUCCAAGACUAUGAAGACGAUGAUUUUCUAGAGGUUAUGUGUAAUGAUGAUAUGGAUUUAUUCUAAUUAAAGUAUGUGGUGCUUAGUAUGGUAAAGUGUAAGGAGAGGUCUGCAGCGACACUCUUAUAUUAGGGGUAAUCCGUUAAUUACGUCACACGUUAAGGGGGGAGUUAGUCGACCAGAUGUGCCAAGGGGAAGGAGGGGUACUAAAUUUCGUGACGUCACAUUUCAAAAUCUAAUAUAUCUGAGUAUUAAAACACAAAAUUUUUACUAUUGACGAAAAACUUAUAAAUAUGUAUAUUCAACUUCGUGUACAUAAAUUUACGGCUUAAAUUGGUUUGUUGGCUAGUUAACACUCGGUUUACGAGUAGCAAAUAUGUGAUGUCACACAAUGGAGGCGUAGUCUCAGAAAUUUGUCCGACAGCUCCGACAAAGACGAGGGUCAAAAGUCAUGAAAUUCGUCUGACGUAAUUUAUGGAUAAUCGUCUCUAGCAUGAUAAUGCUACCAAGGCCUCAAACAAAACGAAUAAUUAUGAAUGUAAAUAUAUAAAAUCCAUAGAAAAUAUUCCCGUAUUUACCUGCGGGAAGGAUUUUGUAUUUAUCGUGAAAAUGGUCACUAGUUACAUUAGUUGAGCGAUAUUUAAAGUUUCGCUACGGCUGCGACUGACAGCAAUGUUUAGCAAAAAACGUAUUUUUUUUUUUAUUUUGUUGGCAUUGGACCCGCCUUAACAGAAAUAUGGAUCUAUUAUAAUUGGACUAUAAUUUGCACGUUUAAAGUAAUAUACUACAUCUCAGAAAUUAAUUAUUGAACUUA
Messenger RNA from Achroia grisella, 2067 nucleotides. It is a transcript of the gene Phax, whose product is annotated as phosphorylated adapter RNA export protein. Gene Ontology annotation, cellular component: nucleus. Gene Ontology annotation, biological process: snRNA export from nucleus. The coding region runs from base 114 to 1319 and encodes 401 amino acids. The record is from RefSeq and is a predicted model, not a curated record. NCBI's taxonomy places the organism in Eukaryota, Metazoa, Arthropoda, Insecta, Lepidoptera, Pyralidae. The transcript has 6 exons.